AUGAGUCAAGCUGAGGAAAACAGUAUCCACUCGACAUGGAAUAUUGUGAGGUCAGUAGUCUGCAUAAUACUGAGCCUGUCAUUUAUUAUUGGGACCCCUGGAAAUUGCAUCGUCAUCUGGACUGUUUGUAGAAAAAUGAAGCAAGUAUCUCCUUCAGUUCUGCUGAUUUUGAACCUGGCCAUUGCAGAUGUCCUUGUGCUGAUUACUUUACCAAUUUGGAUUUACUCCUUUGCUGACUCAUGGGUUUUUGGAGUCAUCUUCUGCAAAAUACUGGUUUUCAUUAUUUACUGCAGCAUGUAUGCUAGUAUAUUUCUAAUUACAGCACUGAGCUUGGAGCGGUUAAUGUCUGUGUUUUACCCUUUCACAAUUCAAAGAUACAAAACAAAAGAAAAGAUUUCUUUAAUCAUGUUCCUCAUUUGGUUCCUGUCUAUUACUUUUGGCAUUUCUGUCAUUCCAUUUCAAGAAACAGAAGAAAUGAACGGUGGACUACUAUGCACAUGUCGCAACUACUCUUCUAAUAGACAGAAAGUCUCAUACCUUUUGCUAGAGACUCUUGCGGGUUUUGUGAUCCCUUUUUUAAUUAUAUGCACUUGUUACAUGUGUGUUGCAAGAAGAAUAAGCAGAAUGACUUACCCAUCUAAGCGGCGAUCGGAACGGCUCAUUGCCAGCAUUGUGGUGGCAUUCAUUCUAUGCUGGUUCCCUCAUCACCUCUUUAACAUCCUAGAUAUUAUUUCAAUUCAGAUAGAACUCUCUAAUGAGGAAAUGUCUUUGGCACUGGAUGAAAUUGUAGACAGGGGAGUGUACAUCUCUGGAGCACUUGUAUUCAUCAGUAGCUGUAUUAACCCUCUACUUUAUGCUUUUGCUGCACGAAGAUUUCAGAAUCACCUAAGAUUUGCCAAGAUAUCAAAGCUGUUUGAACAGAUGAGUCAGACUGUAACAGAGGAAGACAAGAAAAAAGGUUUGGUUGUAACCAAACAAGAAGAUACUUUACUAAGCACAGAAAAUCUCUAA
Molecule: messenger RNA, 1011 nt
Organism: Fulmarus glacialis (Northern fulmar)
Lineage: Eukaryota; Metazoa; Chordata; Aves; Procellariiformes; Procellariidae
Product: leukotriene B4 receptor 1-like
Exons: 1
Coding region: 1-1011 (336 amino acids)
Biological process (GO): G protein-coupled receptor signaling pathway; immune response
Cellular component (GO): membrane
Molecular function (GO): G protein-coupled receptor activity
Source: RefSeq, a predicted model, not a curated record